CCUCUUUACGUAGACUAAAUGGAUAAACAUGUCCAGAAUGUAAUCCAACUUGAUUGGUUACAAACCUUUCCUUUUACUUCUUCCGGAAAUAGAAACAUGAAAUUACAGUUGGUCAACCACUUGACUUGCCAGGAAUUCAAAAUUUCCAUCAGCUCAUGUCAGGCAAAGUCCUGUUUCAUUCAGAUCUUCCAAACCCCUUUAUCACAGUAGGAUGUUCUUCAAAAUAAAUAGUCUUUUCUUUUUCUUUUUUCCCUCAGCAACCGGUAAUAGAAGAGGAUAUAAUACGUUUUCUUCUUUCAACUUUCGACUUUCGCCUUUCACCUUUCACGCAGAAAACAACUUCUAUAUUAAAAGCUUUCCCCAGCAAUCCCAGUGCACUCUUUGCAAUCCCAAACAAUCUUUAAUCAGUCAACAGGGGCACUAAACCUGUUUAACAGACAGGUUCCACACAAAUUAAAAACUUUCUUUCCAUGUUCCGCCCUGCAGAAGAACCUGAAAAAUCAUACUGCAGUGAUAAGGAACUUCCUUGAUCCUUCUGGUUAAAUCUGCCACUUCUUCAAAUGGGCUCUUUUCAUACCGUCACUUUGAUAGUAUUUCUUUCACUAGCAUCUUCAACAGGAUUGCAGAUUGAGGCCCAGGGAAUAAAAUCAGCUCGUCUUCUUGAUCUUGUGAUCAGAGAUUACACUUUCCAAUCUUAUGAUAGAUUCUUCGGCACAGGCAAACUACACGCUGUAAGUUUGCCAGCAAAUCUCUCUGGAAUCAAGGUUGACACAGUGAGAUUCCGCUGUGGCAGUCUUCGAAGGUAUGGUGCAAAAGUUAGCGAAUUUCAUCUGGGGACAGGUGUAACUGUGAAUCCAUGUGUAGAGAGGGUAUUGAUAGUCGCUCAAAAUCUUGGAUCCAACUGGUCAUCCAUAUAUUAUGAUAACUAUGAACUAUCAGGAUAUCAGCUGAUUUCACCAGUUCUAGGCCUACUAGCUUACAAUGCUGGAGACAACAUAAAUUUCAGCAGCCCAUUUGAGCUCGGCAUUCAAGCAGGCAAAGACCCUAUUAAGAUAGACUUUCGGAACACUACAAAGUUAAACGCUACAACGGGGAUCAUACCUUUGUGUGCUCGAUUUGAACGCGAUGGAAAGGUGACGCUAGCCAACCAAGCAUCACCAAAUGUAUGUGUUUCCACAAGACAAGGGCACUUUGGCUUGGUCAUCGAGUCACCAUUGAUGCCAAUGAAAAAGCAGCAAUAUUUGUUAAGGUGAAGAAGAAAGCAAGAAUGGAAGAGUUGGAAAGAAGAGCUUAUGAAGAGGAAGCUCUGCAAGUAUCAAUGGUUGGACAUGUGAGAGCUCCUACCGCAUCUGUCACUCGAACAGUGCCUAUAAUCGAGCACGAGUACACACCUCCCCCCCAUUGAUCUGCUAGUUGUUUAUCUCCAUAAACAUCAUUCUUUGUGUAAGAUCAUCUGAAAUUAUAGGUUUAUCUUUAUAGAUUGAAACGUAGGCUUGGAAUAUUUGCGUAGUCUUUGAUACCUCAAAUCAAGCUGACUAAUUGUUGUAUGUAAUCUUCUGAUCUGACAAAUUCUUCUGUUGCACCAUUGAGUUGAGAAACAUUGUGAUUCAUUAAUUGUC
Messenger RNA from Coffea arabica (coffee), 1619 nucleotides. The record is from RefSeq and is a predicted model, not a curated record. NCBI's taxonomy places the organism in Eukaryota, Viridiplantae, Streptophyta, Magnoliopsida, Gentianales, Rubiaceae.